GCUUCUUUCAUAGGGGCGGGGAGGAGAAAGCUUGAGCGACACUGCUCACAAAAAUAAUCGGUUGUAGGCUCUUCGAGUUAUUAUUUUCCACCAGUCGCUAAACCAUAGACUGUGCAUCUUAGAACCAAUGGAAUCCUGAAUCAUGGCUGCAAAAGAGGAUCUCUACAGCAAAAUCAUCCCGCGAAGGCUUAGGCCAAACCGACCGGGCAAUGUGAAAUAUGGAUCGAAUUUGGACGUCCUCUUAUCGAUGGGUUUCCCCAAAGCCAGGGCAUUGAAGGCACUAGUAUCAACAGGAGGGAGGAGUGUACAGCUAGCAUGUGACUGGCUGUUUUCCCAUGUGAAUGACCCUUUCCUAGAUGACCCAUUGCCCAGAGAGUAUGUUCUGUACUUGCGCCCCAGUGGUCCUCUGCAAAAUCAGCUCCAUCACUUCUGGCAGCAGUCCCGCGUCACCUGUGGCAAAAACAAGGCCCACAACAUCUUUCCUCACAUCACACUCUGCCAGUUCUUCAUGUGUACUGAUGACAAGGUGGAUGCCCUGUUGGAGGCCCUGCAGACCACGGUGGGUCAUUGGAGGGGUCGUUUUCCCAGCCCCCUGCCUCUGGAGCUCUACACCUCUUCCAACUUUAUAGGCCUCUUUGUGGAGGAGCAGAUUGCAGAGGUCCUCAAGCAAUUUGCUGCCGACUUUGCUUCUGAGGCUGCCAGGAAAGCAGAUGUCCAUGUAGAGCCCCAUAAGAAGCAGCUUCAUGUGACAUUGGCCUACCACUUUCCCACUAUUCACCUGUCCUCCCUGGAAAAGCUAGCCAAGGGAAUUGAGGUGAAGCUAGGCUGUGACUGGCUGGCUGUCCUUUUCUCCCGGGACAUUCGGUUUGCCAAUCAUGAGACGCUGCGCGUGAUGUAUCCCUACGCCCCUCAGAAUGAAGACGAGUUGGAGUUGGUCUCGGGGGACUAUGUAUUUAUGUCUACUAUGGAGCAGAACAACACAAGUGAGGGAUGGGUCUACGGGGCCUCCCAGGCCACAGGACUGUCUGGCCUACUGCCGGAGAACUAUGUCAGCCGAGCAGAUGAGUGUGACACCUGGGUCUUUCAUGGAUCACACUCGUUCUUCAGUUGCACCACCCCCUCAGACAAAGGGAUUAGGGAAAGGGUCGUAUUGGAUGGGCUGCUGGACAGCCGACGACUUGACAACUCUAGCCCUGCAGACACACCCACCUUGAGCCUCAUCUGUCAUCCCAUGCAGGUACUACGAAUGAGCAGCAGCAUCCACUCUCGGCCGCCCAAGCGAACCCUGUUUGUCUGUCGGCAUGGUGAGAGGAUGGACGUGGUUUUUGGGAAACACUGGCUCUCACUGUGCUCCGAUUCCAAAGGUAGAUAUGUACGCACUAACCUGAACAUGCCAACCAGCCUGCCUAUGUGGAGUGGAGGACACAGAGAUUAUGACAUGGAUGCCCCAAUUACAGUGUUUGGUUCCACACAAGCACAAUUAGUGGGUGACGCAUUGUUGGAGAGCAAUACAGUGAUAGACUUUGUCUACAGUUCACCUUCCCUGCGCUGUGUCCAGACUGCACAGAACAUCCUUAAAGGUUUGCAACAAGAUGGCAAGCUGAAGAUCAGAGUAGAGCCUGGCCUGUUUGAGUGGACCAAGUGGAUCACUGGGAACACCCUUCCUAGCUGGAUCCCUCCCACAGAUCUGGCUGCAGCCCAUUUCAGUGUGGACACAACAUACAGACCCCUCAUCCCAAUAAACAAACUAAGCGUGUCUGAGUCCUAUGACACCUACAUGACUCGGAGCUACCAAGUGACCAAAGACAUUCUGACAGACUGCAAAAACAUUGGAAACAACAUACUGAUUGUGGCCCACGCUUCCUCCCUGGAGGCCUGCACGAGACAACUCCAGGGCCGUAGCCCCCAGAACUCCAAGGACUUCAUCCAAGUAGUCAGGAAGAUCCCCUACCUGGGCUUCUGUUCCUGUGAGGAGCAGUGUGAGACAGGAGGCUGGCAGCUGGUAGACCCACCCAUACUUCCCCUUACACACGGACCCAACCACUCCUUCAACUGGAGGGAGACACUUCUCCAGGAAUGAGAGGCAGCUGGAACAGACUCCAGUCUCAUCCUGAGGCCUUAGUUUCUGCUUAAACAGCAAUAAUGAGAGACGUGUCGGAGUCAGUGGGUAGUUGGACCUGGUUGUACUGAACUGCACACCAUUCAAAUAUUAUACUACCAUUAACUGUUCUAAUUUGACAGUACCAUUGACAGUAUUGUUGUCAGUUCUAUUUUGACAGUACUGAUGUCAGUUCUAUUUUGACAGUAUUGCUGUCAGUUCUAAUCUGACAGUAUUGCUGUCAGUUCUAAUUUGACAGUAUUGUUGUCAGUUCUAAUUUAACAGUAUUGCUGUCAGUUCUAAUUUGACAGUAUUGUUGACAGUUCUAAUUUGGCAGUAUUGCUGUCAGUUCUAAUUUGACAGUAUUGUUGACAGUUCUAAUUUGGCAGUAUUGCUGUCAGUUCUAAUUUGACAGUAUUGUUGUCAGUUCUAAUUUAACAGUAUUGUUGACAGUUCUAAUUUGACAGUAUUGUUGACAGUUCUAAUUUGACAGUAUUGUUGACAGUUCUAAUUUGGCAGUAUUGCUGUCAGUUCUAAUUUGACAGUAUUGUUGUCAGUUCUAAUUUAACAGUAUUGUUGACAGUUCUAAUUUGACAGUAUUGUUGACAGUUCUAAUUUGACAGUAUUGUUGACAGUUCUAAUUUGACAGUAUUGUUGACAGUUCUAAUUUUACAGUAUUGUUGACAGUUCUAAUUUUACAGUAUUGUUGUUUGUGAAAGGGAGGGAGAAGUGAGUUUGGUAUGGGGAUACGUCUCAGGGCCUAGUUGACCGUGGAAAAGCACAUAGCUACUGUGUUGGACGUCAGGCUAGCAAGCAGCUGCUGACAGCCUGCACAUAAACCAUUACAUAUCACUUCACUGCCAGUCAACGGCUUGCCAGAAAGAAGUUAGAAUGUUGUGAACACUGACGCAGAAAAUAAAUAAUAUUAUAGUUUGAAAAAGCAAUUGCAUCUCAUGUCCCACUUCCAGUUUUUGGUCAGAUGUUUUAACCACUAGGCUUUCAGAAAUGUUGAUGAGAACAGAUUCUAUCAACAGAAGUAUCUGUAGGGCAGUUAUUAUGUCACCGGCACGAUUAUUGGGUUUUCUCUAAAUAAUACGGGUGUUAAAGACAUUGGGGAGAACAUGAAAAACUCACCCCAUUAUCUUGUAUGUAAAACAACAAAUGUAUUUGCAAAGUGGGCAAAACUAGGUGAAAAGUGGUCAAUUAGAUGAUGUUGUAUACAGGUUGUAUGAGUACGUUGACCAGAUGUUAUCAAUUUAAUUAUUCGUUAUGGUUUUAAGUUACCAGCUGGUCAUCUGGUUUGAUAGUUUCUUCACAACCAAAAAACGAACACAUUUUAACUGGAAAUAAAUCAGAAAGUGACAUCAUUAAGAUGCAUGUGCCAAAUCUUUCUUCAAGUUUGUAUUAAAUGUUGUAGUUUUGUCUCACUGUAGCAGUUUGGACUGUUGAAAAUCAUAGAUGAGUGUUGCUGAAGCUGGUGUAAUAAUCAUUUGCAGGUAACUAACAUUUUGAUGUGUUCAUAUUAUAGAGUCACAAACAGUUGUGACUAUAUAAUUUUUCAGUCAACCAGUUGAGAACUUUUAUAUUUUAUUUAAAAGCUUUAAAGGACAAUCUGUGGUUGGUAUAUACAUUGUUGGGCUCAUUAAUUAGUACUAUGUACUCAUUGAUUGCUAAAGAAUAAAACAAAUGUCACAUUUGCUUAAAACAGGGGUAUUCAAUCCGAUUAUCAUGGACCCCACAAUUUCCUUGUAGCCCUGAACAGGCACUCAUUUUGUGCAGGCUACAAUUUUGUUGUAGCCCUGAAGGGGCAUGAUCUACUAAUUAAGGGCUUGAUGAUUAGCUGACAAGUCUAAUCAGUUGUGCUAGUUAUGGAAUAGAUGAAAUACAUGCAAUGGCUGGGGGUCCUUAAGGAAAAAGUUGAAUACCUCUGGCUCAAAAUAUCCUAACCCAUCGGAAACCCAAAAUAUUAGCUUGUUUUACCUUGAAGAUUUUUGCCAAGUAAAUGUAAACCAAUACUAUAGCCUCAAAACAUGGUAAAAACUAUAAUAUUUUUACUACAGAUGAGCAGUCCUUUCCACAAUAUGAAUUUGUGACUGGUUACAUAUCUCCAGCCCCAUCCCUGAGCAUUUUACUGAGGGCUGUAAAGAACACUUUGUUAUGGUUUCAAAUGCUGAUACAACUAUCUACUUCCAAAUUAAAAAGACCAAUUUUAUGCUAGGAAAAAACUGUUUGUGUUUUUUUUUAGGGGGGUGGGGGCAUUUUUCAUUGUGGCCAUAUAUAGGUAACACAGUUAAAAAUAAGGCUUGAGUCACCACAAGCUGUCAGAACAAAUUUUGGUGGUGGAAAUUGACAUCUCAAGCAAACUCCAGAAUCUUUCAUUAUUGUUAAACUAUGUUGAUUUCUAGUGACUGAGACAAUUUGAGCAAUCUUAAUCACUGAAGCUCUUGCCAAACGUGCCCCAACAAUCACUCCCCUUUCAAAAUCACUGAGAUUUACCUAGAUGUUUUGGUUAAUAACAGGUGUGCAAUGGGUCAUGAAAAUUGUGUUGAGAGCCUCAUAAUUUCGAAUCUGACUUUACUUGGCUAACAGAAGGUAAUGUUUUGCAAGUUUAUGAAUCAUAAUCAGCCUUUACAGUACAUUUCAGGUAUAUGUAACUGACAUUUCAGGGAUAUAAUUGUACGUAUUGCAAUGGAAUGGUUCAAAUUUUCCCCUCAAUUAUUAUGCUAAUCCUCAAAAGAGACUGCCAUAAUUUUCUUGGAAUUUUACACAUAAUCACUUGAUAUUUUAAAUAUAUAAAAAGUUAUUUUGAAUUGCUAUUUAUUAUGUUUAUUGUAUUUGUGUAGAGCAAUACUUAUUAUGCUGUACAGUAUAUUGCAAUGUACAUUUCAAAAUAAAUAAACAGGUUUACUGAUGGGAAGAUAAAAUGCUGAAUGGUAUUGUUAGGAGUGGAAGGUUUGAUGGUUGCACACAUAAUAUUCUCUGUGUUCAAUCACUUCAAAUCUAUAUUGUUUUUUGUUUGAGAUCCUCUGCUUUAUAAUGUUAUAAACAGAGAUGUUCUCUUGGCAUUUUCGCAAACCUCAAGGCUUUUGUUUAGCCUCAUCUAAAAUUUUAUUUUUCUGCAGAUAAGGCACUGAUUAAGAAGGCUAAGACUGUGUUGUUCAUCCAUAAGUGAACUGAAUGAAUAAAUAAAUAAUUUCAAGUUUCA
This is a messenger RNA of Esox lucius (northern pike), 5303 nucleotides long. It is a transcript of the gene ubash3bb, whose product is annotated as ubiquitin associated and SH3 domain containing Bb. Gene Ontology annotation, molecular function: protein binding. The transcript is spliced from 14 exons. The coding region runs from base 143 to 2080 and encodes 645 amino acids. The record is from RefSeq and is a predicted model, not a curated record. Lineage: Eukaryota; Metazoa; Chordata; Actinopteri; Esociformes; Esocidae.